Messenger RNA from Paramuricea clavata, 432 nucleotides. The record is from the annotation of a GenBank genome assembly. Lineage: Eukaryota; Metazoa; Cnidaria; Anthozoa; Malacalcyonacea; Plexauridae.
AUGCAAGUGUCUGAUUCCGAAGUGAAGCAGAAAAUGGCAAGAUAUACUGAUGUAAGAAAAAAGCGAAGCCCUCCAUGGUCAGUGUGGGUGCUAAAGUGCUGCUGCAGCAAAAACAGCAACACAAACUUUCCACUCGUUGAAUGUCGUCCGUACACUGUUAUCGCAAGACGAGGUAGAAGUGUUAUUUUACAGCAGGGUGAUGAAACUCCAAUAAUGCGCAAUGUCUCUCUGGUCCAAAACAUUCCGAAUGAGGCAAAUAGUGAACAGGAAUACGUCCACUUCAGCGAAGGAAGUACACAGGAAGCACUGUUCAUCACAGAAAACUAUGGUUCUGAAGAUGGUAUAUCAGAAAUUGGUGAUGGUCCAAUGAUGUUGAAGUUGUUGAAGCCCCAAUUAGGCCGGCUGGGCAAUUUAGACCGCUUUUAUAUUUGA